UGACCAAGAGCAGUCGCGAUAUGCUGGAGAGUGGACAUGUAAGUAUUUGGAAGAUUGAUAGGCAUCAGGCCUGAAGACACUCACAAUCGCAGAAUUAUCACGAAUACCGUGACCCCAUACCAAAUCCACGACUCAACUGUGAACUGGGACAUGGUUUCUCUGCAUCGCUAAGCCGGGUUUCUCAGCACCCUGGAGAGUUGUUCCCCAGAUGGGUGCACGUCAGGUUACAUAUGAUAACUGUCGGAGCACCGGGGAUUAAAUCUCAGCCAAGAAGUGGAAACCGAAUCCUGGUCGCAUGGCAUCGUCGGUAUACGGCGUACGCUGCAACCUACAGAGACUGCAUGCGUAUUAUGGUAACUACCAGUGACAAUGCGGCUACGUCAGCCGGGGGAUGGCAAGGAGGCCCUAACCUUGGUGAUUUCGAGGCCCCUUCUGGAAGACGAGGUUUAGGGCAGUAUUCUGACAUGAUUGGGGGUCUGGUCGAGUGGAGCUCUGGUAUGGGGCUCCAAAGUCUCCACCGUGCACCGUGGAAAUACGAGCCUGCGCCUAUCAAAUCCCAUGUCACGUCACUUUCCCUUGGAGACCACGUUUGGGGCAAACGCUAUUCGAAACCCAAAUACCGCGGUGCCAUUGGUUCUAUGCCACCUGCCAUACGUGGCAUGGUACGCCUCUUGACAUUUUAAAUGCGAUGGUAGUUUGGGCUUCUCAUUGGCGACUCAGCUCGUACCCUGCGCAGACCAUAUUCCGACCCUUGCCACACUAUCGCCAUGCGCCCCUGAACGCACGCGUAGUGUCUGGCUGGCAUGAUGUAACGACGUAAGUAGAGUCCCUGGACCCUGACAAAUUACCAGAACUAGCGGCAGGCCUCGGAAGAUCCCUGGGAAACGACAGAUUUCUCACUCCAAGCAAAGUGAUUCUUGUCAAUGGUCUUCUAGAACUUCCUGUCUCAAUUCGGGAUCCAUAAAAGUAAACUGAGAUUGGACCGUAUAUUGAAUACCUCCUUUCAGUAGUUAUCAGUUUUCUUCCAAGUAUAUUAGUGCGCGAUCGGCUGAGGCGAGGGAUUCGGCCAAGUAGAGAUCUUGCAUGGGAUCGAGACCAAGCCCGACUCGACCAGACCAGAUCAGGCAAGAAAGCCAGUUCAUUUGGAUCGUGUUAAGAUAAUCUCCUCUUGCUCUCCCCACUCGCUUAUUGCCGAAUGUCCGUCUGGAAAUGCUGGAUAAUACCUCACGUCUUAUGAUCCUUGAUUACGAGAUUGAA
Molecule: messenger RNA, 1257 nt
Organism: Aspergillus pseudonomiae
Lineage: Eukaryota; Fungi; Ascomycota; Eurotiomycetes; Eurotiales; Aspergillaceae
Exons: 2
Coding region: 231-683 (150 amino acids)
Source: RefSeq, a predicted model, not a curated record